Molecule: messenger RNA, 2495 nt
Organism: Gymnodraco acuticeps
Lineage: Eukaryota; Metazoa; Chordata; Actinopteri; Perciformes; Bathydraconidae
Product: helix-loop-helix protein 2-like
Exons: 2
Coding region: 515-889 (124 amino acids)
Biological process (GO): regulation of transcription by RNA polymerase II
Molecular function (GO): RNA polymerase II cis-regulatory region sequence-specific DNA binding; protein dimerization activity; DNA-binding transcription factor activity, RNA polymerase II-specific
Source: RefSeq, a predicted model, not a curated record
AUCGUUUGGAUCUUAUCUUGCAUAUGACACUGUGUGGAAGAAAGGCUGGAGGAAGAGCCAGAGAGAGAGGGGGAUUAUCUGUGAGCUGCAUCCGAUCCUCUGCACCCUGACACGGGAGAGCCUCGCUUAUCUCCCCCCUUCAUCCCCAUCUUCCAGGGACGAGUUCUCCACUGUCUCUUCUUUUGUCUCUGGAUCCCACGGACUGACUCAUCACUAUUAUCUCUCUUUUUUGUAUCAUCACAUUUGUCUCGUGCAGGAGCAUUCACCCUGCCUGACUUGUGACCCCCCCAUGCUGCAAGUUUCCAUGCGGACAGAGUCCAGAUAGAUUAUUUUAUUUCGGAGAGACUGAAGGUGCAUCUGUUGAACAUCUGAUGGUUGUUUCGGUGGAAUAUGACUUAAUUUGGAGUUGAAGCUCCGCCAAAGCGUGCUUUUUAAGUUCGUUUCCAGAAGAGUUUUGCUUCCAAAUUAUUUGUCAAGUUUCUCACGGAGGAGUGACCGCCAACAGAGAAUAAAGAUGAUGCUCAGUCCGGACCAGACGGAGGCCGACCUCUCCUGGACUCAGUCCGACCCGGAGUCCAUCCUCAACGGCCUCAAGUCCACCGGCUGCACCUCGGACGAGCCCUGCACGGAGGGCGAGGACCGGCCCAGAUGCAGAUCUGACCAGCCCCUGAGCCGGGAGGAGAAGAGGAGGCGGAGGAGGGCCACGGCCAAGUACCGCUCGGCCCACGCUACCAGAGAGCGGAUCCGGGUGGAGGCGUUCAACGUGGCCUUCGCCGAGCUGAGGAAAUUACUCCCCACCUUGCCCCCGGACAAAAAACUCUCCAAGAUCGAAAUACUCAGACUGGCUAUAUGCUACAUCUCCUAUCUCAAUCACGUGCUGGAUGUUUAAAAGUGACCCCCACCCCCCCAUGAGACAUAAAUGCUUUGGUUUGGGCUGAAGACUCAAGCGCGUAAAUGCUGUGCGUCAGUUGGGUAUGGCAAGGUUGGCUGAGGAGGGGGACGGAUACGCGAUAUUUUCGUAGCCUUUCAUUUAGUGCAGAGAUGACCUGUAGAAAAUGUGUUUUAAAAAACAGAAUAACGUGAUUGGAGGUUAAGGACAAUAUCUUUAAUAGGCUGUGUGCUACAAUAUAAGUCAAAUGCAGGGACUCAAAUUUAGGUUUUAAUUACAACAGAAUCUUAAAAUACAAAUCUAUGAAAUAUUCCCCUCUUGUCCCCGGAUCCCCGGAUGCUGGGACUUUGCCAUACCUGCCAGUUGACUGAGUUGCCCCCCCUCCCCCCGCAGUCUUGGUUAUUGUGACGGCGGUUUAAAAGUUGUGGGGAAAAAUGCACAACUUCCAGCCCAGACCUGUGAACAAAAAGCAACAAGCGCCGAGGAGCUGUUAGAUGCAAUAAUGAGAAUUAUGAUUAUCACCCGACAUGCAGUGUGGGGGGCUGCAGGUGUCCCGCAGGCAUUCAUGUCCCCCUCCCGGAGCAGGAGGAGAGGAGGGAGAAAUGUGGAGGGAUAUCAAGAAUUUGGUUUUGAAAUGAUAUUAGUUAAAUACUAAUGUCAUGGAUAUAUUUAAAUCACAGUCCUGCCCUCACUGUACAAAUCCGAGGUCUAAUAAAUAACACAUUUCACAUCGAGAGGAAGGAUGUAAAGAGAUAGCUGCUUUAGAUCUAGUUUAGAUGAUGUUUUCCGUGAAGGAAGAAAAAAAAUGCGUAAGUGCCACUUAUGACAUAUACAAUUGUGACCUUAAUCAUUUUUUAAAGUGUAUGGAAUUAUUUAUUUAAUUGUGUUUAUAUUUAAGGCUAAUUUAUUUAUGUUUAUAUCAUAGGCUGGCGUCUUUUUGUAUAAAUGUAUAUUGUUUGUUGCUUCUAUAUUUUAGGCUGUGAAUUGAACUUGGAAAGUGAUGGUGUUCUGUUACAAAAGGCCCGUUCUGUUACUCCAUCAUUUAUUCGUUUGGUGUAUGUUUGAUGUAUGUCAUUUUUACAUUUAUUUUUAAUGUCACGUCUAUUGCCUAUCAAUAGCAACGAUAAGCACUUCAAGAUGGGGUCCAAUGGCCCCAUAAAUGUUUAUUUCCCUCCACCGUUGUGUUGCUCGAAGAAUAAGAAACGGGCUGCUCAAAUUUGCAAUUUCAAAAUGUCAGACAAAUGUAAUAAACGGGGUCAUCAGAAGCAACCCUCUUUUUUGCUGUUACCAAAAAAAUAACACUGAUCAUUUUGAAAUAAUAGUCUGAAUUUAUUCUCCUCAAUGCUUUGAUGUUAUAUUUUGGUUUAUUUAUUUAUUUGUGUCUGCUUUGUAUUACGAAAAUCCAAUAAGUCAUUUUAUAGUGAAGGAAAAAAACAAACAUAUCCUCUAUCCAAAGAUUGUGUGUCUCUUCAGGGUUGUGUAGGCUACUUGUUGCUUUAUGCAGAUCUUUUGUAGUAGAGGUGUCUGUGACAGCUGGUUUCUAAUGAACAAACUUUCAUAUUUUCCGCUUUUAUUUUUAAUUAAAACGGAAAUACUUGAAAAAUCC